GCCAAAGGGCAAGAGAUAGUAAGCAUAUCUCAAGAGAAAGAAACAGUUCUACGCUAUCGAGAACACUUAAACCGAGAGAAUCGCAACAACUGCGCAAAAAUCAAAAGCCAGGCGGUUAACUUGAAUGUUUACUUUAAAGUUAUAACUUAUCACUUUUGAACAGAUAGCAAUCAAAUUAAACACGGAAAUCGUGUUUUAAUCCGUAAUUGAUGUUUGUAAAAUGCUUACACGUCCUUCGGCAAGUCUGUGAAACCUAAAUUAGCGUUAUUGUGGAUGUGUAAAAAGCAUUGAAGGAGUCUACGCGGGGCGCUACUUUAUUUUGUAUGUGCUUAGUUGUUUAUCCAAUGAGUGCUGCGGUAUUAAUAUCUCGAAUGACCCCUCAUUCCUAACCCAAAUCCAGCAGAGUCUCUGUGUCAAUAACUUGGCAAAGUUCAGUGAGGACCUGUGAAUAAUCGUCACGUCGUUUGGAGUGGAGUAUUUGCUAACAGUAAACACUCAAAGCUAGAGAGCUACUCGACACUAAAGGCGCGGAGUCAACUUGCCGCGCAUAUGAGAGAUGAUCUUCACCUAAUGACAUUGCAUGCAUGCGGACAACAAAGAGUAAAAGAGAAUGGACUCUACGACAGCGUACCAAAACCAGUCAAGCGACAACCAGAGUUUGGAAAACAAAACUCUCCCCUCCGUGUCGUCUGAGGAAUUAGAAUUCAAGGCCAUAAAAAUUGCAUUUUAUUUUGUUAUAUUGAUCGGAAGCGCAGUGGGAAACAGCCUGGUAGCAUACAUCAUUUGCUCAAACAGACGACUGAAAACGGCGUCUAACUUCCUAAUACUGAACUUGGCGAUUUGCGACCUAUUGACGCCACUGGUCAGUAUACCGUUUGAUUUUGCUUUGGAGGAACACGAGUAUACAUGGUUAUAUGGCCGCGCUAUGUGUCGGCUUCUAUGGCCGCUAGCGACUCUGAGCGCGACUUCCUCUGCGUUAACUCUUGCCGCUAUCUCUCUGGAUCGCUAUCUCAUCAUCAUGCAUCCAUUCCGCUCAAGACUUACCAAGAGGCAGGUGUUGUUUAUUGUUAUCGGAAUUCACUUUUUCUCGUGCGUAGUGGUGUCUCCUUAUGUAGCGUUUCUGAACUUGGAGGGGUCGGUCUGUCAGGAGACAUGGCCGGCACAGAAGUACCGGAAGGCGUACACGGUUGUACUUUUUCUCGUGCAGUACGCCUUCCCGCUACUUUACAUGGUAACCAUGUACACCAUGGCGUUAUUUCAGCUUUACUCCAUAACCGGCAAAGUGCGAGGCAACAAAAUGAAACAAACAUUUAACAGUCCAAGUGGAACUCCGACUAUGGAGGCAAGAGGAACCAGGAAUAGGACUCGGAAGCAUGGAGUGUGCGAGGUAUCGGAUGGCAGCUCCACCAUCGGCCGACUGAGGUCAAAGUUGUCAUUAAAGCGGAAAAGUGCAAAUACACGGGCGACGUGGACGUUUAUAGGGAUCGUCAUCAUCUUCAUGUGCUUCAUGUUUCCGAACCAAUUCAUAUGGAUGCAGACCGACCUUGGUAAUGGCGCCAGAGACGAGAAAGCAUUCUCAAAGGCGGUUAUUAUAUGCUGGUUGUUUACUUAUACCAACUCUGUUGCGAACCCCAUCAUCUUCGCCAUUUUUAACAACGAUUUUCGAAGCGGGUUUAGAAAAAUAUUCAGGUGUAUUGUUUGCUUGGGGCAGGGCAACUCACGGAAAUUAUCGACGUUUUUGAGUACUACUGAUCAAGGUCAUGUGUAUCCUUCAAGCAACAACGGGACUUUGAGACGAGCUAGAGACUCACCACAGGUUGACCGCCAGAUUCCCGCGACUUUAGGGGUACCAGAGGCUACGCAUAAACAAUCACAAGUUUCAUUCACUUUUCCGCCCUCUUUCGAUUAAAAUGUUCAAUAAAAACAACAGUAUUCUUUAUGGGCUUUAUAAAAUUCAUUUUGGCUGGCUUAUAAUGUACAUAAAUCUUCGAGAUAUCGAAGGGUAUAAAUACAGUAAGGGAAACUGGAUUAUGUUUGA
This is a messenger RNA of Nematostella vectensis (starlet sea anemone), 2038 nucleotides long. RefSeq names its product orexin receptor type 2. Gene Ontology annotation, cellular component: membrane. NCBI's taxonomy places the organism in Eukaryota, Metazoa, Cnidaria, Anthozoa, Actiniaria, Edwardsiidae. Gene Ontology annotation, biological process: G protein-coupled receptor signaling pathway. The transcript has a single exon. The coding region runs from base 611 to 1909 and encodes 432 amino acids. The record is from RefSeq and is a predicted model, not a curated record. Gene Ontology annotation, molecular function: G protein-coupled receptor activity.